AUGUUUGAUCCCAAGGUGCAUGUGAGAUACUUUCUGCGGUGUCUAGGAAUUUUGCCUUCAAUCUACGAAGGUGAAGACUCCAACAAGCUCGCGCUGAUCUAUUUCUGUGUGUGUGGACUGGACCUGCUCGGUGCGCUUGACCAGCUGUCCGGGAAGGCCGCGACGAUCGAGUGGGUGUACAAACACUGGGUCGCGAUCGACGACUACGGUGGGUUCCGCGGGUCUGACAUAUACAGGGACACCGGGCCGUACGAUGUGCCGAAUCUUGCGGCCACUGGGUUUGCAUUGCAAAUUCUGGUGACGCUGGGCGACGAUCUUUCUCAGGUCGAUAAAAACAAGGUUCGCCGGUUUGUGGAACGGUGCCAGCGGCCCAACGGCUCGUUCAGCCCGGUGGUGGGGUUUGGCGAGGAGGACCUGCGCUACUGCAUGCUUGCGAUGACGAUCAGCCGGCUGCUAAACGGCUCGGCGGUGGACAGCAGCCGACUUCUACAGUAUGUGCGGUCGACGCUCGCCUUUGACGGGGGACUGUCUAUGAGCGCAGGCGGCGAGUCACACGCGGGACUGACGUACUGCGGGCUGGCUGCGCUCAAGCUGGCGGGCAAACUGGAUGUGUGCGAGUGGCAGCCGACGCUGGAUUUCCUGGUGCAUCGGCAAAUCCACUACGGCGAGUUCAAUAAGGGCGAGCUGGAAAACGAGUAUGCGGACGAGGACGACAACGGCGCGUUCAACGGCCGUGUGAACAAGUACGGCGACACAUGCUAUGCGUUCUGGUGUCUCGCGUCGCUGGAACUGCUGGACAAAACCGAGCUGGUGGACGGCGAGGCCGUUAAACGGUUCCUGCUGGAGCAGACGCUGUCGCCAACAAUGGGCGGGUUCUGCAAAACGAACGCGCCGGACGAGCUGCCAGACCCGCUGCACUCUGGUGUUACGGAAGGAUAGAGUGGUGGUCUAGAAUAUAUACAGAUUAGCGGUCGGGCCCGAACUUGAUGAUCUCCUCGUAGAUGGCCCACGCAAUUGCCGCACUGAAGGCCUUCCUGCUGAUCCGGAGCGAGAUGCCGUCGAACAGAUGCGUCCAAUGGCUGGCUACCAAAACGCGGCAUGUUUGCCAGAACGUCGGGCACGUGUGCGGAUUCAGCUGCAUGUUGGUCUUGAUGGUGUCGAAUGGCGAUGUGAGCGCGGUGGCCAUGCACGCAGCCACGAGAGCAGAGCAGGAGUUGAUGGCUGUCGACAUCGAGGUGGUGUAGAGGUGUGUGCGAGAGGCGUCUGUGUCGGAUACCAACAGCGGGGCCCAGCUCUUGCAUUUCUGGUAGAAGAGCACGUACAGCCCAGCAUAGGGGCAGUCACGCAGACACGUUGCACCGUAGCCGCGGAAAAAGCCUGCCAGGCCCUCGUUUUGCAGGAUCUGUUUCAUGGCGUCGGAUAGAGAAGCGUAUUGGUACAGACUAGACUCGAAGCGUACUUUCAGGAUGGUGAUCGGCAUUGUGAGCAGGCCGACAAGGCCGCGGGUGACUGCGCCGGCGGCCAAGUCGAGCGAGGACGAGAGUUUGGGCAAUUUCGACGACGAGGGCAGGGUAUCUGUUUGGGGCUGCAAUUUGACGAGGCUAGUUCGCACAGCAUUAAGGGAGGUGAGAUACAGGGCGGAGCCGAUGGAGGUUCGCAACGCGCUGGGCAGCGUCCCGCGCCAGAGCUCUAGCGGCGAGCGGAUCUGGACAAGGACCUUUUUGAAGGACGUUUUGUCCUGCUGGAUCCGCGUCUUUAGCAGGUCCAGCGGCUGCAAACACACGGCCGAUGUGAGACCGCCUGUGAACCCGGCAAUGAGGUGUGUAUAAU
This is a messenger RNA of Ogataea polymorpha, 1830 nucleotides long. RefSeq lists its product as uncharacterized. Lineage: Eukaryota; Fungi; Ascomycota; Pichiomycetes; Pichiales; Pichiaceae. Gene Ontology annotation, molecular function: CAAX-protein geranylgeranyltransferase activity. The transcript has 2 exons. Gene Ontology annotation, cellular component: CAAX-protein geranylgeranyltransferase complex. The record is from RefSeq and is a predicted model, not a curated record. The coding region runs from base 1 to 939 and encodes 312 amino acids. Gene Ontology annotation, biological process: protein geranylgeranylation.